UAAAACGAAAACAAACAAAAUAUUUAAAGAAAUCUUAAUAAAAUAUUAAUAAAGAACAAAAUAAAUAUCUACUUGAUGUUAAAUUUGAAAGUAUAAAAACAACAAAUAAAACAAUGGUUUAUGAAUCAUCUUACGAUACCGGACUUCCUCCAUAUAUACCCGAUACAAAACGAGGCUUUUGGGCAAAACCAAAUGAUUUCAUAUAUGCCGGUAUUGCUUUAGCAUUUCGUUUGGUUUUUUCUAUGUCAUGGUUUUUCUCUAUAAGAUAUAGGGAUGUUGCUAUGAUACCGACCUAUCUAUUAUCAUUGGUUCUAUAUGCAAUUCCACUAAUGGUGAUACAAUCGUUUCUGGGACAAUUUUCAAGCAGCAGUUAUAUAUCAUCGUUUCGUUUGACACCUUUAUUUAAAAGUGUUGGUUAUAUAGCAUUAGUUAUUAAUUUGAUAGUGCUUACAUACUAUAGUCUUUUUGCUGUGGUACCUUUGGUCUAUAUGUUUGCCUCUAUGCAGCCUACCUUACCCUGGAGUUGUGACGGUUUUAAGAAAUGGGCCACAGAUUUAACUGAAAGCGAAAAGAUUAACCUUUGUAAUGUUCAGUUUCAAAACGCCUCAGAUUACGAUGAUGAUUCGUUUAUAUUCCUUAAUCAUCAUAUACCUUCUGUAUUGUAUUUUAAAACACUUUUCCAUGAUCGAAAUUUAUUUAGAUAUAAUUACAUGGACUUUACAAUGCCCUGGCAAUUGGUUUUGUGCUCGUUAAUUGUAUGGACCACAGUUGCAGUUUUAAUUUAUAAUUUUUUUAAUACAGAAAAGCUGGGUCAAUUAAUUCGUUAUAGCGUCUGGACUUUCGUUGGAUUAUUGAUCAUUUGCUUAAUACGUUUCAGUUUUCUACCUGGAGCAGGUGUUGUUUAUCGCAAAGUGUUUGUGCCCUCUUGGAGGGAAUAUCUAUAUAGUUUCAACAUGGUACCAAUCUAUGGUCUAUCGGCUUUUGGUCCUGGUUGGGGUAUUCUAAUAACACUUUCUAGUUUUAAUAAAUUUAAAACAAAUAUCAAAAAAUCAAGUUGGAUAAUAGCUUUGGGACAAAUGUUGGUAAUUGUAGCACUCAGCUUAAUAACGCAAUUAACAGAAAGAUAUUAUCAAGAAAUUUCUGAUAAUAAUUAUUAUUCGCGAGUGGAACGUGUUUCGGCUUUAUAUUUAUCGAGUGGCAGUGUUAUGGUGCACAUGAAAUGGGCCAAUUUAUGGUCAAUAUUAUACUUUUUCAUGAUGUUUUUAGGAGCUUUAGUUUUAAUCGUUAUACAAUUAUUUUCAAUUUUGACCACAAUAUUUGAUGAAUUUGCCUCACUGAGAGAUCGAAAGAUGGAAAUUUCUAUGAUUGUUACUGCCACCAUAGCUCUUGGUUCACUGUAUUUUACUUCGAAUCAUGGAGUUACGCAUUUCAACGCCAUUUCCGUAGAUUCCAAUAUUACCCAAAAUGCUCUUAACUUAUUAUUAAUACUAAUUGUUCUAUGGAUAUAUGGCCGUAUUAGAUUUCAGCGUGAUAUAGAAUUUAUGAUAAAUCAACGUUUCUCUACUUGGCAAAUAAAUGUUUUGAGAUUUGUGUCUCCACUGUUUAUGCUCUUUUCUUUGUUAACCGCUUUCUUAGUAGCAGGUUAUGAACACAUUAUUGCUGUUCCUGGCAUCCAAAUAAUUUGCAUUACUUUUGUUGCUUUACCUUGGAUUUAUAUACCUGUAUAUGCCAUACGUUCCAUGUAUCAGAGUGUUGGUACAAUAAAGACACGUUUUCAACAUUGUUGUAGACCAAAUGACUGGUAUCCGGUCGAUGCUGAAGAACGACAACGUUAUGAGGAGACAAUGGGCAAUUUGGAUGUAACACAUCAGUUAAAUGAGGUUACCGAAGAUAUUUAACAAUUAUCUGUAAAAUAUUUAAGAAAGUAUAGUCUGGCAUGUCUGAUCCUAUAAGAUACCCUACACCAGUUAUGAGUAUAUUUAAAUGUUAUUUGUUUUUUUUUUAUAAUAAAGCAAUUAUGUUGAAUUUAA
Lucilia cuprina (Australian sheep blowfly) is the source of this 2030-nucleotide messenger RNA. RefSeq names its product sodium- and chloride-dependent neutral and basic amino acid transporter B(0+)-like. Gene Ontology annotation, biological process: sodium ion transmembrane transport. The record is from RefSeq and is a predicted model, not a curated record. NCBI's taxonomy places the organism in Eukaryota, Metazoa, Arthropoda, Insecta, Diptera, Calliphoridae. Gene Ontology annotation, cellular component: membrane.